Molecule: messenger RNA, 2418 nt
Organism: Strongyloides ratti
Lineage: Eukaryota; Metazoa; Nematoda; Chromadorea; Rhabditida; Strongyloididae
Product: Mlh1
Exons: 2
Coding region: 1-2418 (805 amino acids)
Biological process (GO): mismatch repair
Cellular component (GO): MutLalpha complex
Molecular function (GO): mismatched DNA binding; ATP binding; ATP hydrolysis activity
Source: RefSeq, a predicted model, not a curated record
AUGGGGAUUAUAAAAAAACUUCCAGAUGAUGUUGUAAAUUUGAUUGCUGCAGGUGAAAUUAUUGCAAAACCUUCAAAUGCAAUAAAAGAACUUAUUGAAAAUUCUAUGGAUGCUAAUGCAACGGAAAUAAAUAUUAAAAUUUCUGAUGGUGGUUUGGGUUUAUUACAAAUUCAAGAUAAUGGUUGUGGAAUACAUAAGGAUGAUUUAAACAUUGUUGCCGAAAGAUUUACAACGUCUAAAUUGCAAUCUACUGAGGAUUUGAAAAGAAUGCAAACAUAUGGAUUUAGGGGAGAAGCUUUAGCAAGUAUUUCAUGUAUAUCUGAUUUAAAUAUUACUAGUAGAGUACCAAGUUCAAAUAUGGCUUAUAGUGCUGAUUUUGUAUUGGGAAAGCUUGAUGGGACAAUAAAAGUGGCUGCAGGAAAGGUUGGUACAAUAGUUACUGCCAGAAAUUUAUUCAAAAAUCUUAAAGUACGAAAGAAGUCUUUUAAAAAUUCUACAGAAGAGAGAAAUCGUAUAUCAGACACCAUUGCAAGAUAUGCAAUUGAAAAUCCUCAUAUAUCUUUUUCAUUUAAAAGUGAUUUAAAUAAAAUUUCAUUUAGAACCUCUGGCAAUAAUAGCAUUAAGGAUUGUGUUUCUAGUUUACUUGGUGGAGAUAUUGGAAAUUGUCUUGUGGAGCGAAGUUUUUCUGAUGAAAGACUUCAAUUUGAAUGUAAAUUUGUUUUUACGAAGCCAAAGGCUGCGCAUACAUCAACAUAUAUAAAGGACAAAGUAGAAAAUAAACGAAUCUUCCAUGUAUUUAUAAACAAACGUCUAGUCGAAUGUAAUUCACUACAAAAUGCUAUUAAUAAUACAUUCAGCUUAUGUGACAAAAUAUGCAAUUUUAUUUCUGUUUCUUUAAAAAUUAACCCUGAAAGAGUUGAUGUUAAUGUACAUCCAUCUAAAAAAAAUGUUAUUUUUUUAAACUCUGAACAGAUUAUUCAAAAACUUUGUGAUUAUUUAAAAGAUUAUUGUUGUAAUGAAGCGAGUGCCACAAUAGAGUUAAAAGAUAAUACACAAAAUUUAUCUCUUGAUUUUGAUGUUUUAGGAUAUGAAAAAUUAAAAAUACACAACACACCAGUAUCACAGAGGGUGACGAAAGGUUUACAAAACGACACAAUAGAGUGUAAUAACAAGGAAAUGGAAAAUUUGAAUUUAACACAUAGUUCUAUAUGUGAUAAUUCUUCAUCAAAAGAUAAUAAUGAAAUAUCAAUAAUUUCUUCAACUUCAAAAACUGAAGAGUUAAAUUCUUCAACUGAACCAAUUGCAAAAAAAUCAAAGAUAAUGAGAGAUAGUGAUCAACCAUUAAUUUUAGAUUUUGUUAGUGGAGGUGAUAAAUACAAAAAUGCACAGUUAGAUGUUGAAACAUUUGAAUCAUCACAAAAUGAAUUUUCAACAAAAAAAGUGUAUGAUUAUUAUAAAGAUAGAACAAAUACUGUAGACAGAAAAAUAUCUGAAUUUUUCUAUAAAGAUAAUAAAGACGACUUUAGACGUCAUUGUAUUUCGCAAGAUGUAACAUUGGUUUCCAUUGAUAAUCCUGCAGGAGUUAUUGAAUUGAAAGAAAAAUACGAUUCGUUACAAAUAUCACUUGUUAGAGAAUUUGACCUUAAAUCAUUAAAAUCUUUAAUUGAUGAAGUAUUUAAAUCAGUUGAUGACGAGUUGAAAGAAAUAUUUCAUUGUUUUACAUUUGUUGGAUUUCCAAAUGAUUUAGACUAUCUUUUAAUUCAACAUAAUACUUGUCUAUUUAGAUUAAAUUUUGUUGAUAUUUUUGGUGAAAUAUUUUAUCAACUAUUUCUUUUUUCAUUUGGAAAUUUUAGUAUUUAUAGAUUUGAAGCAGAAAGUGAUGAUGAUUUGCCCUAUUUGGAUGAUUUGUUAAGAUGUUACUUUAUACUUAACAAUGGGGAUAUUGAAGGUGAAUCUGUUAUUUCUGAUGUUAAAAAAGGAAUAGAAUUUUUAGUGAAACAAAAAGAUAUGUUAUGGGAUUAUUUUGGGAUAUUAAUUGAAACGAAGAAUUCUAAGCCUUAUCUCUCAGCAAUUCCAUUACUUUUAAAAAAUUACGUUCCUCAUUAUGAGGCAUUGCCUAGUCUUAUAUACAAUUUAAUUGGUGGUGUUGAUUAUAAUAAUGAAUCACGCUGUAUUCAACAAAUAUGUUGUAUACUAUCAAAUUUUUAUAUUCCCAAAACAAAAUUUUGUGCAAAAGUCGAAGUUGAAAAAAAUAUUUAUUGUUUAAACAAAACAGUAGAGCAAUGGCAGGAGAUAGUGAGAGAAAUUUUAAUACCCUUGAUACCAAAAUUUCACCCAUCGGAAAAUUUGAGAAGAAAUAUGGCUGUUUAUAAAGUAACAAAUUGUCGUGAAUUAUAUAAGAUAUUUGAGCGUUGUUAA